ACACUUGAAGUAUUUGAGGAACGGGAACAAAGAAAUCAUUGCAUUUAAAUUACUGCAAGAUUUCUCGCUGCAGACGUCCAAAAGCAUUUUGCACCGCUACUUUCUCUUUCACGCGCUUCCACCUCACGCACCGGGAUUCCGCGCAGCGCUCGAGGAUACAGGAGGAGGAUGCGGGUCUCCGGGAUUCAUUCAGGCGCUUUCCUUCUGCAUGUCCUCCUGACCGUGGGAUGUGUGCCUUUGCAUGGGAGACGAGGACUUAGCGUGCACAAAGAGCCGACGGGUUGGCCCCAGAAUCCUCAUCCACACUACGAGAAGAGGAAAGGCAGGGUUCCUCACCUUCAGGACACAUUUAAACCUCAAGCAUGGCCAAAAGGAGAACUACAGCUAUCCACCCAACUCAGGAACAGUUUGGGGGCUGCAGGUCCACUGCGCUGUGGGGUCCCAGACUACCCAGGUCAGAGAGAAGUGCAUCUCAGCAGACGCCACCGGCAAAAACGCUUCGUGAUUUUUGGAGGACGCUGGCCAAAAACUGACCUCACUUACAAAAUCCAGCGCUUCCCGUGGCAGAUGAGUGAGGAUAAAGUCAGACGGGUUCUACAGGAAGCUCUCAAGGUCUGGAAUGAUGUCACACCACUCACCUUUACUGAGGUCCUUAACCAAGAAGCCGACAUAGUCAUCGACUUCACAAGGUACUGGCAUGGUGAUAAUUUGCCCUUUGAUGGCCCUGGUGGGAUCCUGGCUCAUGCUUUUUUCCCAAGGACGCAUCGGGAGGGAGACAUCCAUUUUGACUAUGAUGAGUCCUGGACUGUAGGAAAUGAACUUGGAACAGACCUUCUUCAGGUAGCGGCGCAUGAGUUUGGUCAUGUUCUGGGUCUGCAGCACUCUAUGGAGCCUGGAGCCAUCAUGUCCCCGUUUUACAGCUUCUCCUAUCCCCUCCAGCUUAGUGAGGAUGACAAGAAAGGGAUCCAAUACCUCUACGGCCCCCGGCCACAAGCCUCGCCCCAAAUCUCUACAGAAACCAAUGAGAUUAUCAGCAGUGCACCUGACGCUUGUCGCACAGACUUUGAUGCUGUGUCUAUAAUCCGUGGGGAAUUGUUCUUCUUCAAGGCCAGCUAUGCCUGGCGCAUCAGGGAGGGCCGUUUGCAGGCGGGAUACCCUGCCCUGGCCUCCCGACACUGGAGGGGCAUUCCAGAGAACAUAGAAGCUGCCUACGAAGACAAAAAUGGCAAUAUCUGGUUCUUUGAAGGUUCAAACUACUGGGUGUUUGAUGCAGAGCACAAGAUAACAGGACCAGACUCUCUGCAGACUCUAGGCCUUCCCGUCACACACAUUCAGGCAGCACUGCGCUUAAAGGAACACCAUGGCCACCAAACAUACUUCUUCAAAUCAGGAAGCUACUGGCGUUUAGAUUCCCAAGAGAAUAGAGUGGACACUGCCUUCCCACGCAACAUGCAACACGAGUGGUGGGGUAUUCCUGAAGAGAUUGAUGCUGCCUUCCAGGAUGCACAUGGCUAUGCGGUCUUUAUCAGCCGCCGGCAGUACUGGAAGUUUGACCCAGUUCAGCGCAAAGUUCUCGAAGGUUACCCGCGCUACGUUGGAGCAGACUUCUUUGGAUGUAGCGUACCAUAAACUCUCAGGAAACUUCUCUGUCUCUUGCACCAUGCUGCCACACUCUAAGCAUACAGUGUAAAUCAUUGGAUUGAUCAGUCAGCCACAUACAAACAUGCAU
Messenger RNA from Myxocyprinus asiaticus (Chinese sucker), 1729 nucleotides. Its product is annotated as stromelysin-3-like. The transcript is spliced from 8 exons. Gene Ontology annotation, biological process: extracellular matrix organization; proteolysis; collagen catabolic process. Gene Ontology annotation, molecular function: metalloendopeptidase activity; zinc ion binding. Bases 169 to 1629 code for a protein of 486 amino acids. Gene Ontology annotation, cellular component: extracellular matrix. Lineage: Eukaryota; Metazoa; Chordata; Actinopteri; Cypriniformes; Catostomidae. The record is from RefSeq and is a predicted model, not a curated record.